Molecule: messenger RNA, 1179 nt
Organism: Mizuhopecten yessoensis (Yesso scallop)
Lineage: Eukaryota; Metazoa; Mollusca; Bivalvia; Pectinida; Pectinidae
Product: ATP synthase subunit gamma, mitochondrial-like
Exons: 7
Coding region: 56-928 (290 amino acids)
Biological process (GO): proton motive force-driven ATP synthesis
Molecular function (GO): proton-transporting ATP synthase activity, rotational mechanism
Source: RefSeq, a predicted model, not a curated record
UCUCUGUCCUUCACCUUGGGUUAGCCUCGGUUUGGAGAACUCUACUUCCAUCACCAUGUUCUCCCGGACAGCUCAGGUUUUCGUUCCACAAUGCACGCAAGUGCGUGGAAUGGCGACAUUGAAGGAAAUUCGAUUACGUUUGAAGUCGAUCACGAACAUCCAGAAGAUCACAAAGUCUAUGAAGAUGGUGUCAGCUGCUAAGUUUGCAAAAGCAGAAAGAGAACUUAAACCAGCCAGGGUGUAUGGACACGGAGCAAAAACUUUCUAUGAACAUGCUGAAGUAACAGUUCCAGAAGGUGGUAACGCUCAGGUCUUCUUGGCCUUGACAUCAGACAGAGGACUGUGUGGUGCUUGUCACUCAAGCAUUGCUAAGACCAUCAGGACAAAAAUGGGUGAUGCAAGUGUUGCUAAAGAUGCCAAGCUUGUGCUGGUGGGAGAUAAGGCUAAGGCCAUUCUUCAUAAGCCUUUUGCUAACAACAUGUUGCUGUCAUUUAAUGAUAUUGGAAAGACACCACCCGUUUUUAAAGAUGCUGCUACAGUAGCUCAAUCCAUCCUGGACUCCGGAUUCAAAUUUGAUGUAGCCAAUAUGUAUUACAACACUUUCAAAACGGUUGUUUCCUACAAGACAUCAGAGCUACCAUUAUUUACAGCCGAUACAGUAGCUAAUGCGAAAAACAUCUCCUUGUAUGACAGUCUGGAUCAGACAACCCUGGCCUGUUACAACGAGUUUUCCAUGGCUAAUUUAAUCUAUUACGGAUUGAAGGAAUCUGCCUGUAGUGAACAGAGCUCCAGGAUGACGGCCAUGGACGCUGCCAGCAAAAACGCAGGUGAAAUGAUCGAUAAACUGACCCUGACCUUCAACAGAACUAGACAGGCUGUCAUCACCAGGGAACUCAUUGAAAUCAUCUCGGGUGCCGCUGCUCUUUAACGACAGUAAACCAGUACCAACGUAUCUUCAAUGAUUUUAAUUGUGUUUAGUCUACCACUUCGAAGUAGUGUGAUAAUUUCUGUGCAAAUGGAGGAUCAGCAGCAGAGAAACUACUAGAAAGUUAACACAUUCAACUAGUGCUGGAAUUUUGUCUAUAAACAUUUAUUUAAAUGUGUGAUGUGUUGACAGGAAAAAAGAGCAAAAGUUUAUUUGUGGAAAAACCUUAUGAAGUAAAGUUGAGAGUAUAUUUA